Molecule: messenger RNA, 2213 nt
Organism: Linum trigynum
Lineage: Eukaryota; Viridiplantae; Streptophyta; Magnoliopsida; Malpighiales; Linaceae
Source: the annotation of a GenBank genome assembly
UUCUCUCCACCGGCAUCAUUCAUCUUCCUCUGUAGGUCUCCUAUUCUCUCUCCAUCUUUCUCUUUCUCUCAGAUCUGCGACUCAGCUCAAACUCCCACUCCGACUCUCUCUCUCUCUGUCUGUUUUCCUAGGCAAAUGAUCUUUGCCGUCUGCUUCAUUCCCUUCGCCCUGCAGCCAUGAGUCCUGCUCCGCCGCAGCGCCGCCGUCACUUCACCUGCCACCGCCACCCCACCAAGGCCGUCACCGGGUUCUGCGCCGCCUGCCUCCGCGAGCGCCUCGCCGGGAUCGACCCCGACACCCACCAGGAAACCCCCAUUACCCACCUCGCCCUCGAGCUCCGCCGCUCCAAAUCCUUCUCCAGCAGCUCCAACCCCAAUGCCUCCUCCUCCACCACUUCCACCUCCGCCACCACCAACACCACAAUCUCCGAGCCCCGCCGCCGCUCAUGCGAGGUCCGGCCCCGGAACAGCCUCUCUGAGCUAUUCCACCACGACGACGACGGUCCAACCAUCGAAUCGUACGCCAAGGCCAAAGCGAAGGCCAAGGCCGUCGUCUCCGAGCUGGAGAUGCUACGAGGAGAUGAGGAUGGGGACGGGGAAAUUAGGGUUUUCGGCGGGGAUGAGAUCGUGCCGCCGGAUGUGGAGUACGACUUCGAGGAGGAAGACGGGGAGCUGAAGACGAUGAAGGAGUUCAUAGAUCUCGAGUGGGACAAGAAGAAGGUUACUAACUCCGGGAAGAGCUUCUGGGAAGCGGCUUCUGUUUUCAGCAAGAAAUUGGGGAAAUGGCAGCUGAAGCAGAGGAAGAAGAAGGAUGAAAAGAAGCCCACCAGUGAGGAUGGCCCGGCGCCGGAUAAUGACAAGGGCAUACUGAAGAAAUUAAAGGACACGCUGACGGAAGUUGGGGAAUACGCCGGCCGGAGGAGAUCUUGCGAUGCCGAUCCCAGACACUCACUCGACCCAGGGAGAUUGUCGAUCGAAGAAUCUCGCCGGUCGUUCGACGAACCUCGAGCUUCCUGGGACGGGUACUUGAUUGGCAGAGCAUAUCCAGGGUUUACACCAUUGGUCUCCGUCGUAGAAGACGAUGUGAAGUUGGCUGUUGAUGAUAAAACCAGUGUCGAAAAUCCGACGGAGCCGAGUGGGGAUUUGAAGAAGGAAGAUGGAAGCAUCAGCCCCGGAGGAACUGCUCAGACGGUGAGCUAUUACUCCGAUCCUCAUCGCCGGAGAAGGAGCUUUGACCGGUCCGGGUCGGUCAAGAUGCCAGGUUUGGAAUUAGGAGACGAUGAGUUGAAAUCCAUAUCCAAUGCAAAGGUAUCCCCUGAAACCGUUGAUCUGUUCCAUCACGGAGCUAAAUUACUGGUGACUGAGAAAGAAUUGAGGGAUUCGAAUUGGUACUCUGUUAGAGAUUGCAAUGUAGUAGGCAACCCUGGUUCUACUCCCAAAGAUGUUGUUCAGCCUGGCGGUGGUGGUGGUGGAGAUAUCAAGAAGGGAUCAAAGUUCAAGAAGUUGCCUAAAUGGCGAAACGUGUUGAGUAUGUUCGGCGGGAAUCACAAAAGCAGCAAGCCUGCAGAUGUAGAAAGCAGCAGCAGCAAUGGUAGUGGGAAAUUAGUGGUCGAUGGUUUGAUAGUUGCAGGGCCACUGGAGAAGAUGGCGAACCAGCAGAAGCUUACCGCGGGAAGCUGUAUGGUUAGUGCGAGGAAUUCGUGUGACGGUAGCAGCAUGGGCGCAAUGCAGAGGCGAGACCAGCUGAUGCUGUCCAGGAACAAGAGUGCUAGGUAUUCUCCGAGUCCAAACAGUAAUGUGGAUAACGGGCUAAUGAGAUUCUACUUGACACCGCUGCGAAAUGACAUUAGUCGGAGCAAAUCAGGGAAGAGUAGGUUGAAGAACCCCUUGUCCAUGGGCAGGAAUGUAUUGUAAAAAGGUGAAAAACGAAGCUGCUUGUUGCUCAACUCAAUCUAGUAUUAUUGGUAGUCUUUGUUUUUAUACGUGAAGAAAGCAAAUCCAAAGUUUGUUACUUUGCUCGCUAACUGGACUCAGAUGACUGAAUGAAUGCCAAACAUGUUUUUCACUUCUUUCUGGGGUUUUCUUGCCCCUUGUUUUCACAACGGUGUAGUAGUUCUUGUCAGUGUGGUGUUGGGCUAUUUCAGUAAGGAAUGGGAUGAAGCAGCUACUUGGUAGUGUUACUGUUAGCAGGUAAAAUGAACAGUUCCCACAGGG